GGAAAUUUUCAUAUCAUGAGCUGAUUGCUUCAAUCUCACCACUAUUCUGCGUCUACUUAGACUUACGGUGCUAAUGGCGCCAGCCAUCCACACAGAGAGCUCACCACGACAACUGGUCAUCAGAGAAGCUCAAACACACGCAAAUUAAAGUCUAGACUGGAGACCACUCAAUACCAUCCGGCAAAAUGGCAGCACUGCAUCAUCAAAUCGUCCCUUCAGUAGCCCACAACCCACAGGCUCCGGACCCUUCCCGGCCAAGGCUCGUCUCAGCUUCAGCCCUUGCGAGCAUCGAGAAGCGACGCCGGGAUUUUGUGCGGAGCUUGGGCCCAUGUCCCAGCGGAUGCGAGGAUCUGGAUGUAUAUGUGCUCCUUGGCGGGUUUGAGCGUGGAAGCGUUGUUGGGAUAAGUGCCGAGGACGAGGAUGGAGUGGGUCUUGGGCUACAAGUGUUAGUGUGCUCUCUCCUUGACAAGGCAGUUCAAAAGGUCCAGAUUGUGACGCCCAAGCCUCCCAGCACCAUCGUCGUACUACUCAAGAACAGCAUCACGGCUGAGCUCAAAGCAAGAGGCAUCACGGCUCCUAGUGAGAUUGCGGCCCAGGGGAAAUUGUGUCUGGACAGAAUCUUGCUUUCGCGCGUCUUUGACAUGGAUGGACUGUGCGAGGUGCUGGCGGACUUGGACAAUGCAGUUGCUCCUGGGGCUGAGGAGCAUGUCCUCCACAAACCAGAAGGGGAUGAUGCACAGCCAACAGAGGGGGAAACGGCCAAGACACAGGCCAAGGCCGAUGAUGUUCCUAGAGACUUGGGGGAUGAGCCGCAGAGCCCCAAUUCAACAUCGGCAACCCCCGACAUCAUCCUCAUCACCCACUUCUCCUCCCUCCUCACCAGCUUCUUCACACAGCGCGACAACUCAGUCGCCCACGCAACCCUCCGCCUCCUCGCCUCCCGCCUGCGCCGCCUCUCCAGAACACUCUCCUCCAACCCUCUCAUACUGCUCAUCAACUCCACCGACUCCGGCGCCGCGUCAUCUACAGCAACUACAGCAGCAACGGCGGCAGCAGCCCAUUCUUCAGAGCACGAUAUCCCGCCGCCAGACCAACCAGCCACUCAGAAACCUUCCGUCGACCCAACUCUCCGGUCGAUUUUCAAACCGUCCUCCGAGGCGUCGGGACAUGGACAUGCCGGCGGGUACAAGCCCAAUAAGCCGACCUUUGGUCUUGUAUUCACACAGCUGCUCGACGUCCAUCUCCUCUGCACACGAGCUCCUCGCCUCGGCAAGACAUCUUUACCGCGCGCACUGACUGUCGUCGAGGUGCUGCUGGAUGACAUUGGCCUGUGGGAAGGUAAAAGGGGUCUUAGGAAGAGGAGGGAGCAACGUUGGACCGUCGUGGCCCCUUAUAAUGGCCGUAUUAUCAAUGCGUCCGACGGCAAGAAGCUGAUAGGUAAAGAAUGA
Messenger RNA from Trichoderma harzianum CBS 226.95, 1448 nucleotides. RefSeq lists its product as hypothetical. Bases 186 to 1448 code for a protein of 420 amino acids. NCBI's taxonomy places the organism in Eukaryota, Fungi, Ascomycota, Sordariomycetes, Hypocreales, Hypocreaceae. The record is from RefSeq and is a predicted model, not a curated record. The transcript has 3 exons.